This is a messenger RNA of Hibiscus syriacus, 1150 nucleotides long. Its product is annotated as protein TRAUCO-like. The coding region runs from base 29 to 1135 and encodes 368 amino acids. Gene Ontology annotation, cellular component: Set1C/COMPASS complex. The record is from RefSeq and is a predicted model, not a curated record. Gene Ontology annotation, molecular function: transcription cis-regulatory region binding; protein binding. Lineage: Eukaryota; Viridiplantae; Streptophyta; Magnoliopsida; Malvales; Malvaceae. The transcript has a single exon.
ACGAAAUCUCUACACCCCUCCCUCCUCGAUGGACUCUCUCCAAGCCACUUAUAAUGACGAUUACUACGAAGAAACAACCCCCCCAUCCACCUCCUCACCACCUCCGGUCACCGGCGAACAUCUGAAAGAUGCUCUACUCCAAGACGACACCGAGCCCGCCAUUAGGGAAAUCAAAACCCCAAAAGGCAUCAGCAGUAGCAAACCGAAAACCUCCCAGCUUGCUGCGGCUUCGUCGGAUUCUCUCUCUGAAGAUCCUACAACAACCACCACGACUGCUUCCGAUGACACCCAAAACCCGUUCAAAGUUUCCCAUAGCUACGACGAAUUAGAGGACGACGAAGAACCUCCACCCAAAAAGCAAAAACAGGUGUCGUCUUUAAUAACUCCUCCAUACCCUAAUUCAGCACCCGCAAUCAACGAUGAUAACCCCACCAACGCUGCUGUCGAAAACAGUAACAGUAACGGCAAUGUCCCAUCAAACCCUUCCCCUGCAACAAAAGCCAAGACAACAAAGAAGUCUAAGAAGAAAAACAAUAAUGUCUGGGCAACGAAAACGUCUAGAAAAGGGGAAAAGAAGAGCAAAGUGAAUAACCAAAACGUUGGGAAUGGGGAAGACGCGGUUUUGAUCACACCAGUUCCGAGAUUCCCAGACAAAGGGGACGAUACCCCUGAUAUGAAAAUACGUCUUUCCAAGGUUUAUAAAGCUGAAAAAGUGGAGUUAACUGAGGAUAGGAUGAGUGCUGGUAGCACAAAGGGGUAUAGAAUGGUUAUAGCCACCAGAGAAGUGGAGAAGGGAGCUUGGUACUUCGAAAUCAAAGUAGCGAAGUUGGGGGAGACGGGGCAUUCGCGGCUCGGGUGGUCAACCGAUAAAGGGGACUUGCAGGCACCGGUAGGGUAUGAUGGCAAUAGCUUUGGAUAUAGAGAUAUUGAUGGGAGUAAGGUGCAUAAAGCUUUGCGAGAGAAGUAUGGAGAAGAAGGGUAUAAAGAGGGAGAUGUUAUUGGGUUUUAUAUAAAUUUGCCAGAAGGUGGGUCGUAUGCUCCCAAGCCCUCUGAUUUGGUUUGGUAUAAAAGGCAGAGGUAUGUGUGUGCCCCUGAUUCAAAAGAGGAGCCACCUAAGGAAAGCUGGAUGUUGUGAGGAUGUUAUUUAUUG